AUGGCCCCCGCUCCGCCCCCCGCCGCCUCCUUCUCGCCCUCCGAGGUCCAGCGGCGCCUGGCGGCCGGCGCGUGCUGGGUCCGCCGCGGGGCCCGCCUCUACGACCUCACCAGCUUCGUGCAGCAUCACCCGGGGGGCGAGCAGCUGCUGCGGGCCAGGGCCGGCCAGGACAUCAGCGCCGACCUGGACGGGCCACCGCACAGGCACUCGGCCAACGCGCGCCGCUGGCUGGAGGAGUACUACGUGGGCGAGCUGCAAGGGGACCCGCAGGAUUUGACGGAGAGUGAGGCUGUAGCCACUGAGGAACCUCAGAAGACAGACCCUGCCAUUGAACCAAGGCUCAAAGAGGUGGAUUGGGACAAGGACCUGGUAGACUGGCAAAAACCUCUCCUGUGGCAGGUGGGCCACUUGGGAGAGAAGUAUGAUGAGUGGGUCCACCAGCCGGUGACCAGACCCAUCCGCCUCUUCUACUCAGACUUCGUAGAGGCCCUCUCCAAGACUGCCUGGUACAGUGUCCCCAUCAUCUGGGUGCCCCUGGCGCUGUACCUCAGCUGGUCCUACUACCACACCCUGGCCCAGGGCAACGUCCGACUCUUCACGACGUUCACAACAGAGUACUCGGUGCAGGUGCCGGGGUCCGUGUUCCCUGUCCUCUUCGUGCUGGGCAUGUUCCUCUGGAGCUUUCUCGAGUACGUCAUCCACCGUUUCCUAUUCCACAUGAAGCCUCCCAGCAACAGCUUUUACCUCAUCACGCUGCACUUCCUCGUGCACGGCCAGCACCACAAGGCGCCCUUCGACGGCUCCCGCCUGGUCUUCCCCCCUGUGCCAGCUUCUCUGGUGAUCGCCUUCAUCUACGCAUGCUUACGGCUCCUCCUGCCUGCGGCGGUGGGAGGCACUGUGUUUGCAGGGGGCCUCCUGGGCUACGUGCUCUACGACAUGACCCAUUACUACCUGCACUUCGGCUCGCCGCACAAAGGCUCCUACCUGUACAGCAUGAAGACCUACCACGUCAAGCACCACUUUGCACAUCAGAGGUCAGGAUUUGGCAUCAGCUCUAAAUUGUGGGAUUACUUUUUCCACACCCUCAUCCUAGAGGAACCUGACCCGAAGACACAGUGA
This is a messenger RNA of Propithecus coquereli (Coquerel's sifaka), 1119 nucleotides long. It is a transcript of the gene FA2H, whose product is annotated as fatty acid 2-hydroxylase. The record is from RefSeq and is a predicted model, not a curated record. The transcript is spliced from 7 exons. Bases 1 to 1119 code for a protein of 372 amino acids. Gene Ontology annotation, cellular component: endoplasmic reticulum; membrane. Gene Ontology annotation, biological process: fatty acid metabolic process; lipid biosynthetic process. NCBI's taxonomy places the organism in Eukaryota, Metazoa, Chordata, Mammalia, Primates, Indriidae. Gene Ontology annotation, molecular function: heme binding; fatty acid 2-hydroxylase activity; iron ion binding.